Messenger RNA from Ophidiomyces ophidiicola, 597 nucleotides. It is a transcript of the gene TMA22, whose product is annotated as Translation machinery-associated protein 22. Gene Ontology annotation, molecular function: mRNA binding; translation initiation factor activity. The record is from RefSeq and is a predicted model, not a curated record. Gene Ontology annotation, biological process: formation of translation preinitiation complex; translation reinitiation. Bases 1 to 597 code for a protein of 198 amino acids. NCBI's taxonomy places the organism in Eukaryota, Fungi, Ascomycota, Eurotiomycetes, Onygenales, Onygenaceae. The transcript has 4 exons.
AUGGCCGAUUCAGCAGAGACCGAAGCUCAGAUAGCUCCUGCGGAGCCCCAAGCUAGACAUAUUGUCUACUGUGGAGUAUGCACUCUUCCGCCUGAGUAUUGCGAAUUCGGCGGCACAGCAAAGAAGUGCGAAGAAUGGAUCCAAACAACCCAUCCCGACCUACACCAGAAGCUCUACUCAGAAGAAGCCAUCGCCGCCAACCUCUCGGCGCUCUCCCUCGAAGCGCGCCAGCGCGCGGCCAAAGACGCCGCGAAAAAGGAAGCCAAAGCGGCGCUGGUGGAGACGCGCAACCAGGAGCGCAAGGCGGCGGCGAUGAUCCAGAUCAAGCGCGUGGAGCGCAACAAGCGCAAGUUCGUGACGGUGGUCGCGGGCGUCGAGGCGCACUGCGGGCUGGACCUCAAGAAGCUGGCCAAGGAGCUCGGCAAGAAGUUCGCCACGGGCUCGUCCGUCACCAAGAAUCCCGCCGGUGGCGAGGAGAUCACCGUGCAGGGCGACGUGAGUGAUGAUGUGCUGGAGUGGCUGGUCGAGACGAAGGGUGUGCCUGAGGAUAAUGUGGAGUUGGUGGAGGAUAAGAAGAAGAAGAAGGCGGUGGAGUGA